This is a messenger RNA of Ostreobium quekettii, 738 nucleotides long. NCBI's taxonomy places the organism in Eukaryota, Viridiplantae, Chlorophyta, Ulvophyceae, Bryopsidales, Ostreobiaceae. The record is from the annotation of a GenBank genome assembly.
AUGCGGCCUGGGCGGGGCCGAUCGCAGCCAUCCAUGGACAUGUACGCGAUGAGCUCCUUCGCGCCACUUACGCUCUUGGCGGAGGAGGAAAGGGAGGAUGAGGAACAGGAGGAGGGGUGCUCUGACGGUGCUGGCUCGAGGCGGACGUCGCAGGAUGCAGCACAGCGGUCGGGCAGAGGAUAUCAGAAAUGGCCAUUCAGCGAUCCUUUGGUCUGGAUCGACCUGGAAAUGUCAGGACUGAUCCUGGAAACCGACACAAUCAUUGAGAUCGCAUGCAUAGUGACCGAUUCAUCUUUGCAAAGACAGAUAGAGGGGCCAUCCAUCGCCAUCCACCAUCCAGAUGAUGUGUUCGACCGUAUGGAUGCGUGGUGCACUGAGCACCACGGGGCCAGCGGCCUGACGGACCGCUGCAAGGCCAGCAUGAUUUCUCUGGAGCAGGCCGAGGAGCUUGUGCUAGACUUCGUAAAGCAAUUGAUGCCCCCUGGGGUGGCCCUGCUGGCAGGAAACUCCGUGCAUGUGGACAAGACGUUCCUAAGGCGUUACAUGCCCAUGCUGCAUGACUACCUGAACUACCGCAUCCUGGACGUAUCUACCGUCAAGGAGCUGUGCCGAAGGUGGUACCCCAAGGAGUGGAAGCGGUGCCCGAGGAAGAAGAACAAUCACACCGCGUUGUCAGACAUACGGGAGAGCAUAGAAGAGCUCAAGCACUACAGGACCGCAAUCUUCAAGAAGCAAUGA